UUUCCUGCCUCCCCGGGCCGGGCUGGAUGAGCCAGGAGCUCCCCACCGCUGACGGUCAUACCCCAGGCUCCAUCUGCAGCCACUGGCCCAGACUGCUGCCACCACUGCUGUCCACCCCAGGGGAGCCCAGCACUCCCUCCCUGCUCAUUCCUCGGCCAGCAACGCCCAGCUUGGCCCUGCACCCCUGUGCCCACUUCUCCUGACCCCUCGGCCUACACCUCAGAAGGCUGGAGCAGGGACGCCGUCGCUCCGGCUGCCUGCUCCCUUUGGGUCCCCGCGCGAGCCCACGCCGGCCCCCGCGCCCGCCCGCAGCCCUGCCCCUGGACACCGGAUAAGGCCCAGCACACAGACCCCCGAGUGGACAGCAUGGACCGAAGCAAGCUCUCCCUGGUCGUGGCCCUACUGCUGGCCGUCUGCAGCCUCAGCCCCACAAGUCUUGCAGAAACAGUCUAUUGUGACUUACAGCCUGUGGACCCUGAGGUGACAUAUAUCACAACCCAGGUUUCUGAGGGCUGCGUGGCUCAUGUCCCCAAUGCUACCACUGAAGUCCACAUCUUGUUCCUGAAGUUCCCAAAGGACAUGUCGAAGCUGGAGCUGACUGUCCAAAUGCCCAAGCAAAAUGGCACCCGGCCCCGAGAGGUGCUUGUGGUCAUAAGCACAGAGAAGUUUAUCUUCCUACAGCUGCAAAACCCAGGAUUCCCGCUCCACCUGGCCUACGACCCCAGCCUGGUCACCUUUCAAAAGAUCUCAGGAGUCAAUGUCACACAACUGCCGGUCUUCACUACCAAGAUCCAGGUCCUCAACUGGGCACGUACAAGGGGCGCCAUUACCUCUACCGCCGAGCUGAAUGACCCCCAAAAUAUCUUUCUGCAUCUGGACCAAGCCCCCAGGUCACCAUCCUCCUGCAGUCCCGAACCCCUCAUGGACAUGGGCCACACUCUCGAAUGGACGCCACGCACCAAGGCCUUGGUCCAGGGCUGCCGCUUGGAAGGUGUGGCCGGCCACAAGGAGGUGCACAUCCUCAGGGUCCUGCCGGGCCCGGAGCCCAGGCCCCGGACGGUGACUGUGAAGGUGGAGCUGAGAUGCGCCUUGGGGGAUCCCGGCGCCGUGCUCAUCCUGCAGGGUCCACCCUACGUGUCCUGGCUCAUCGACGCCAACCACAACAUGCAGAUCUUGACCACUGGUGAAUACUCUUUCAAGAUCUUUCCAGCGAACAACAUCCGUGGCGUCGAGCUUCCAGAUACACCACAAGGCCUGCUGGCGGAGGCCCGGAGGCUCAACGCCAGCGUGGUAGCGUCCUUCGUGGAGCUGCCUGUGGCCAAUGAGGUCUCUCUGCGUGCCAGCAGCUGUGGCAGUGGGCUGCAGACCUCACCCCCACCUGUCCAGACCACCCCUCCCAAGGAGACCUGCGAUCAGGAGCUGCUCAUGUCCUUGAUCCAGCCGAAGUGCUCUGAUGACAUCAUGACUCUGGUACUCAAGAAAGAUCUCAUCUCGACUUUGAGGUGCAGCAUCAUGAGCCUGACCUUCUGGGACCCCAGCUGCCAGGCUGAGGACAGAGGUGACCAAUUUGUCUUACGCAGCGCCUACUCCAACUGUGGCAUGGAAGUGACAGAAAAUGUGGUCAAUAACGAGGUAGUUGUCAACCUCCUGUCGAGCUCAUCACCACAGCGGAAAAAGGUGCAGUGCAUCAGAAUGGAAAGCUUCUCCUUACAUCUGGGACUCUACCUCACCCCGCAGUUCCUCCAGGCCUCCAACACCAUCGAGCUGGGGCAGCAGGGCUUCGUGCAGGUGAGCAUGUCCCCAUCGAUCCCUGAGCUCAUGCUCCAGCUGGACAGCUGCCAUCUGGAUUUGGGGCCUGAAGCAGAGACCGUGGAACUCAUCCAGAGCCAGGCAGCCAAGGGCAGCUGUGUGAGCCUGCUGUCCCCAAGCCUUCAUGGUGACGCGCGCUUCAGCUUCCUUCUCCGUGGUUACAUGGUGCCCACGCCCAAGGCUGGCACCCUCAUCUGCACCGUAUCUCUGCGCUCCAGGAAUUCCCUGGAAGCCCACAGGACUGCCUCCAUGCGCCUGAACAUCGUCAGCCCUGGCAUGCCUGGCAAAACCCUUGUCCUGCCCGCCGUGCUGGGCAUCACUUUUGGCGCCUUCCUCAUCGGGGCCCUGCUCACCGCUGCACUCUGGUACAUCUACUCGCACACGCGUCCCCCCAGCAAGCGGGAGCCCGUGGUGGCAGUGGCUGCCCCGGCCUCCUCAGAGAGCAGUAGCACCAACCACAGCAUCGGGAGCACCCAGAGCACCCCCUGCUCCACCAGCAGCAUGGCGUAGCACCCAGCCAGGAGCCCUGGGGGCCACCCAGCCAGCCCUUGCCCAGCAGGAGAGACUAAGCAGCCACCAGCUGGAAACUACUGGCCAUGAACUCACCCCGGGACCCCAACCCUUCUGCUCGACCAAGGAUGGACCGUGCCUUCUGCGUCCGCCCCUCCUGCCUCCCUCUCAGAGGCCUGCUGCCAGCGGGGGCACCAGCUUGGAACACCUUGGGGUCCCCUUACCCCGUCCUGCAGAACCUUCAAACUCAGUGGGCCUGGGGUACGGCUGCCCAGGACCACGGAGAGACAGACCAUUGCCCUGUAUGUCCACAUUGUUGUAGCAAGUCCCUGUUAUUUUCACCCGGAUCCUGCACUCAGUGACCUGGGCUGGGCAGGAGGUGAGAACUCAAAACAGACUCUGCCCAGCCCACCCCGGCCGAAAGCACCUCCUCCGUGGCCAGCCCAGAACCGCCAGGAUCUGAUCCCAGCAGCAUCCAUACCUGGACUGGCACAACUUUGGGAGGGGGUACUAAAGCCUAGGGGUACCCACCCUGGGGAUGGGGUUGCCUAGCUCCUUCCUGCAACUGUCACAUGGAGACCCCUCCCUCCUAGCCCAGCAGGAAGGCAGCAGAUGGGAGUGGCCAGGCUGCCUGACCUGGGCCCACCCCUGUAUACUCACCACCAAUAAAUCAGACCAUGAAACCAG
Rhinolophus ferrumequinum (greater horseshoe bat) is the source of this 3006-nucleotide messenger RNA. It is a transcript of the gene ENG, whose product is annotated as endoglin. Bases 367 to 2319 code for a protein of 650 amino acids. The transcript has 15 exons. Gene Ontology annotation, biological process: vasculogenesis. NCBI's taxonomy places the organism in Eukaryota, Metazoa, Chordata, Mammalia, Chiroptera, Rhinolophidae. The record is from RefSeq and is a predicted model, not a curated record.